AUGCUUUUGCAGGAAGAAGAUCCCAUCUCCGCAAACACGAUUCCAGGUGAUGAGAUUCUUGGCAAUGAGAACCUGAAAAGAUUGCUCCAGAUAGAGACAGAACUCAUGGAUUUCGCUUCCAUUAGUCAAGACACAGUGAGUUCCAGUCCUGGAAGUUCCCUGGGAAAAGAAAUGAGCCCUGGAAUGGUUCAAGCAAAGGAAGAGAAAAUUUUGAAGGGAAUCCAGGAAAAGUUGAAUGAAGAAAGCAGUGUAACUGAUCUCCUGGUGAUGGGAGCAGAAGCUGUUGAAGCGCGAAAUCGGAUUCUGUCUUCAGCCAUUGUUGCGAAGCUCAACACCAAUCAAGCAAUCCUGGAAGCCACAAAGGGUGAUCAAGAGAUUCAUGUCAUUGAUUUCCAUAUCAUGGAGGGGACCCAAUGGCCGCCUUUGAUGGUUGAUCUGGCGUCGAGAAAGAAUGUUGUUUCUCUCAGAGUAACGGCCAUCAUAACUGACCAGGAAAAUUCAAUCUCUGUUCAGCAAACAGGAAGAAGACUCAAAGAAUUUGCAGAUUCAAUCCAUUUCCGAUUCAUAUUCGAUCAGAUCCUGAUAAUGACAGACAAAGAUUUUGAAUCAAUCAAGACUGGCCACACUCUGAUAGCCAACUGCAUGAUGCAUCAGCUUCACAUGCCUAAAAGAAGCUUAUCCCAGGUGAAAACUGUCAUGAAUGGUGUGACAAAACUCUCACCGAAAAUUCUCAUUCUAGUAGAGGAAGAACUGUUCAGUUUUACAAGAACUCCAUCAAUGUCAUUUGUGAAAUUCUUCUGUGAGGCCCUCCACCAUUACACAGCACUUUCCGACUCCCUUUUGAGCAAUUUUUCCAAGCAGAAUGAACCAGGAUUAAAACAGAUAGAAAAGGAGUUUCUGGAGAUCAGAAUUCUGGACACUAUAAGCCAAUUUCCUUCUGGAAAUAAAGAGAAAAUGCAAUGA
Messenger RNA from Pistacia vera, 963 nucleotides. RefSeq names its product nodulation-signaling pathway 2 protein-like. The record is from RefSeq and is a predicted model, not a curated record. Lineage: Eukaryota; Viridiplantae; Streptophyta; Magnoliopsida; Sapindales; Anacardiaceae. Gene Ontology annotation, biological process: regulation of DNA-templated transcription. Gene Ontology annotation, cellular component: nucleus. Gene Ontology annotation, molecular function: sequence-specific DNA binding; DNA-binding transcription factor activity. Bases 1 to 963 code for a protein of 320 amino acids. The transcript is spliced from 2 exons.